Messenger RNA from Cuscuta campestris, 1794 nucleotides. NCBI's taxonomy places the organism in Eukaryota, Viridiplantae, Streptophyta, Magnoliopsida, Solanales, Convolvulaceae. The record is from the annotation of a GenBank genome assembly.
UUUCAUUAUUUGGGUUACUUUUGUGGAGAUUGUUGAAUGUUUUGUUAGUUUCAGAAUAAUUGGAUGAUCACUUGAUGGAUUUAUAUGCUUGACUGUCGAGAAUUCCUCUGCUGUUCAGAUGCAUCCGGUCUCUGAUGCAAAAUGUGGGGACUCAGAUUAUUCCACCUUAACACGAGGAUGCGCACAAGCAUUCAUCCAACACUUGCGUUUGGGUUGACCCUGAACUUAGAACUCACACUUGAAGCCAAUAAACCAUGUUUUGAAGAUGAAAAUAGUUCUGUGAGUGGACCUUCAAACUUAUUUCGGAAUUUGCAUGAGAUAACAGUUUCAACGCUAGACAAGCCAAAACUCCUUAGUCAGUUGACUUUCUUACUUUCUAAGAGUGGGCUGAACAUUCAAGAAGCUCAUGCCUUUUCGACCACCGAUGGCUACUCUCUAGAUGUCUUUGUUGUAGAUGGCUGGGUGCAUGAGGAAACAGAUCAGCUAAAAAAUUCUCUGGUAGCUGAAAUUCGAGAGGUUGAGAACCUGUCUAUGUCAAGACACAAUCUUAUAUCUCCUCACGUGAAUUUUGACAACCUUAAUAUUGGAAAUCUUAAGUCCAACACUGAGGCCAUCCCUGAUGCAACCGACGUCUGGGAAAUCGACCCCAAACUACUGCGUUUUGAACGAAAGAUUUCAACGGGGGAUGUAUAUAAAGGUUCAUUUCGUAGUCAGGAUGUGGCUAUCAAGGUUCUCAGUGCUGAGUUGAUAAAUGAAGAUACACUGAAAGAUUUUGGACAAGAAGUCUACAUUUUGAGAAAAGUUCGUCACAAAAAUGUUGUGCAGUUUAUUGGUGCAUGUACAAGACCUCCGCUAUUGUGCAUUGUGACAGAAUACAUGCCCGGUGGAAGUGUGCAUGAUUUCUUGCGUAAACAGAAGGGAGUUUUCAACCUUCAGGGUAUGUUAAAAGUGGCAAUUGAUGUUUCAAAGGGGAUGAGCUAUGUGCAUGGAAAUAAGAUAAUUCACAGAGACCUUAAGACUGCCAAUCUUUUAUUGGAUGAAAAUAUGGUUGUGAAGAUAGCUGAUUUUGGUAUAGCUAGACUGCAAGUAGAAUCUGGAGUUAUGACAGCUGAAACCGGAACUUAUCGAUGGAUGGCCCCAGAGGUUAUUGGCCAUCAACCAUAUGACCAUAAGGUUGAUGUUUUCAGCUUUGGGAUUUUAAUGUGGGAACUACUUACUGGAAAGCUCCCAUAUGAACACUUAACUCCCUUACAAGCUGCAGUUGGUGUUGCCCAAAAGGGUUUGCGGCCCAUAGUCCCAGUGAGUACUCAUCCAUUGGUAGCAGAUUUGAUCAAGAGAUGUUGGGACGAAGAUCCUUCCUUGAGGCCCGAGUUUUCUGAGAUCACUAAAGACUUGCAAAACAUUUUGAAUAUGGUUGAAGAACAAGAGGAGGAGAGCGAAAAGAAGAAAUCUCGGAGAAGCCCAUCAGAUACAUGACGACAGAUCAUGCCAAGGAGAUGAAAAGUUCUAAGAACAUUGUAAGAGAUUUUCAUAUUGGGAGUUUCUCUAAUUUUUUCCAAAAGUUCUGUGAAGAUUAAAGUUUCAAGAUCUCUAAAGGUCUUGUCUUGGCUUGUAGUUCUCAUUUCUUUGGGACAAAUGUUGUGUAUAGCAUUAGUGUAUGCCAAUGCCAUCUUCUGAAAAGAGUUGAAGGACGCCAUUUGGAGCAUAUUUAUAACUCUGUAAUGAUGUAAGUUUGUAAUGUUAUCUCAGGUGUAAAAUUCCUUGAGCUGUGUUUAUUCCGGCUAUCCCUAUUUA